AUGGAUGAAAGAAAUGAUUCUGUUGUUACUGAAUUCAUUCUUCAGGGAUUCACAGACAAUCCCAGAAUGCAGCUUGUUCUUUUUAUGGUCUUCCUCUUGGUUUAUGCCAUCUCUGUGUUAGGGAAUCUCGGGAUGAUUCUGUUGAUUUGCACUCAAUCCCAACUCCACAAACCCAUGUAUUACUUCCUGGGCAACCUCUCCUUUGUGGAUCUCUGCUGCUCCUCAACCAUUGCUCCUAAAAUGCUGAUUGACUUAUUAAGUGAAAGUAAAAGGAUUUCUUACAGUGCCUGUGCUACCCAGCUCUUUUUCUAUGUGAUGUUUGUAGACGUAGAGUGUGUUUUGUUGGCUGUGAUGGCCUAUGACAGGUAUGUGGCCAUCUGCAAUCCACUUCUCUAUUCAGCUAUAAUGUCCAAAAAGCUCUGCCAGCAACUGAUUGCUGUUGCAUAUUGUAUAGGCCUAAUGGAUACAAUAGUUUACACUUCCUCUACAUUCCAACUCACGUUCUGUAGGUCAAAUCUUAUUAAUCAUUUCUUCUGUGAUAUGCCUCCACUAUUUGUACUCUCCUGUUCUGACACCUAUGUUAAUGAGAUUGUGCUAUUUGCCAUUGAUGGCUUCAUUGAAGCGUGCAGCAUUGGUAUGAGCCUUGUAUCCUAUGUUUAUAUUGUGGCUACCAUCCUGAGAAUGCGCUCCGCUGAGGGCAGGCGCAAGGCAUUUUCCACCUGUGCUUCUCACCUGACAGCUGUUGGGAUAUUCCACGGGACAAUAGUCUUCAUGUACAUCCGACCCAGCUCCAGCUAUUCCAUGGACCAAGACGACAAAUGGGCUUCAAUGUUCUACACGGUUGUGAUCCCCAUGCUCAAUCCUCUGAUCUACAGCCUGAGGAACAAGGAGGUGAAAGAUGCCCUGACAAAAUCAGUGGGCAAUCUAUGGACUUUUAAAGGGAGUAGCCCUAGACAAAUUUAA
Molecule: messenger RNA, 963 nt
Organism: Python bivittatus (Burmese python)
Lineage: Eukaryota; Metazoa; Chordata; Lepidosauria; Squamata; Pythonidae
Source: RefSeq, a predicted model, not a curated record